Molecule: messenger RNA, 1879 nt
Organism: Electrophorus electricus (electric eel)
Lineage: Eukaryota; Metazoa; Chordata; Actinopteri; Gymnotiformes; Gymnotidae
Gene: slc25a33
Product: solute carrier family 25 member 33
Biological process (GO): pyrimidine nucleotide import into mitochondrion
Cellular component (GO): mitochondrion
Molecular function (GO): pyrimidine nucleotide transmembrane transporter activity
Source: RefSeq, a predicted model, not a curated record
GGUUGGACCCCGGCAGCCCAACCUCUCCGACGUCAAAUGUCCAGCCGGUCCUCUCCUAGUCCGCUCACGUUGCAGUUAAAAAGCAGCCGCCGGCUUUCUGCAGGGGUGCAGAGUCGGCCAUAGCGUCGAGAUUAGUAACCUACCUGAUAACUGGAGGAGCUAGCUAUAUAAUGACAUUUUGAAAUGGCACAGAGAGACACAUUUCUACAUCUCUUCGCUGGGGGAUGUGGUGGUACAGUGGGUGCCAUUGUGACUUGUCCCCUGGAGGUGUUGAAGACCAGGUUACAGUCAUCAGGCCUCACCCUCAGACCGGUGUUCCAGGUUCAGCUAGGCACAGUCCAUGGAGCUGGUGUUAUUCGACCAGGACCAGUCACGCCUAGUCUCCUACAGGUCCUACGGUCAAUUCUGGAAAAAGAAGGACCAAGUUCACUUUUCCGAGGACUGGGUCCGAAUCUUGUUGGUGUUGCACCUUCAAGGGCAAUAUAUUUUGCAUCUUACUCCAAGUCAAAGGAGACUUUCAAUAACAUCUUUGUGCCCAAUAGUGGAGUGGUACACAUGUCUUCAGCAGGCUUUGCAGCUUUUGUUACAAACUCUCUGAUGAACCCUGUCUGGAUGGUCAAAACCAGAAUGCAGCUAGAAAAGAAGGCGCGAGGUGAGAAGAAGAUGAACGCCUUGCAGUGCGCACGCUAUGUGUACAGGACCGAGGGAGUGCGGGGCUUCUACCGGGGUCUCACUGCGUCCUAUGCUGGAAUAUCUGAGACCAUGAUCUGUUUUCUCAUCUACGAGACACUGAAGAAGCACCUGGCGGCAGGACGGCUCGCGACCCCUGCUGACAACGGAGGGAAGGGCCCCUCUGAUUUUCUGAGCCUCAUGGUAGCAGCAGCUUUUGCCAAGGGCUGUGCUUCCUGUAUAGCUUAUCCCCAUGAGGUCAUUCGGACAAGACUUCGGGAAGAGGGCAGCAAGUACAAGUACUUCUUCCAGACAGCCCGCCUGGUAGCGGUGGAGGAGGGCUAUGCAGCUUUUUAUAGAGGACUCAUUCCACAGCUUAUUAGGCAGAUUCCUAACACGGCCAUAGUGCUCUCUACCUACGAGCUCAUUGUCCAUCUUCUGAGUCAGCCCUCCAAAUAAGACCCAGCAUAAUGUGUACAAAGAGACUCUUGGACCUGCUUUUGAAGUUGGAGGAGGAAGAAAUCAAACCCAACAUGAAUCCUACUGUGACAGGCUGUUUUUGCUGAAGGAAUGGGAUACAGGUUUGCAUAAGUAUCCAAAGACUUUUAAAGGCCUAUUUUUUUAUGGGGAUGCAUAAGUAUGUUAUCAUCAGAUGUAUUAAUUUUGUUUAUACUGCAUCCUAAGUGACACUUUUUAAUAUCAGAUGUGACCGUGUAAUUAUAAAUAUGUAUGGGUUGACUCUGUUGUUAAUAUUUCAUCACUGUACAGAAAGAGGUCAUCUGCAAAUACAUUGUGCUGUUAAGUUAACUAAAUUAUUCAUUUUGCUGCCUUUUUUCAGUUGUAGGUUUUGUUUUGUUUUAUUUUCCUCAGCCAUGGUUCUUACCAGGGCUGCAAUAUGGUACCUAUCCAAACACCCUGAAGUUGACAUUUCCAGGGCAUCCUGUUUCACUGACUGGGGAAGACAUUGAAAUGGACUUUAGGCAAAGGAUAUUCCUUUGGCAUCUAACACUACUCGCAGUACACCAUGUUGCAGUAGUUUUGAUGGCGUUCUGCAGCAUGUAGUGAAUUGGAGUCUGACCAACUAUGUGCUUAGUUAGUUGUCAUAUCUGUUAACUGUAUGUUUUGUUAGUGAGGUACAUUUUGUCAUCUUUAACGUAAAGUUAAAUGCAUAUAUGACCAUGGGUUCAAUAAAGUAGAUAGUGAAACGUUA